This is a messenger RNA of Aspergillus candidus, 1198 nucleotides long. RefSeq lists its product as uncharacterized. The record is from RefSeq and is a predicted model, not a curated record. The coding region runs from base 245 to 973 and encodes 242 amino acids. NCBI's taxonomy places the organism in Eukaryota, Fungi, Ascomycota, Eurotiomycetes, Eurotiales, Aspergillaceae. The transcript is spliced from 4 exons.
GGCCGUUUUAGUGCCAAGAUGAUGAACAGAAACCAUUACUGGACAUGGACGCUCUCAGCCUCUCGGCUCAGAUGCCAACUGUGUCUAUGAGGGAAUAGAAUGUUCUCUAGACCUUCUGUAAUCUUGUAUAGAUGGUAUAUAAUCGCCCCGUCCUCGCUCAACGAUGCGGGACAGGCUCAAGUUCUACACAUCCAACCCAAAGGCACUUUCGUCCUGACAACCUCUCAUCCUCUUUCCUUUCACCAUGUACGCCUACAGAAAAGGUACCCAGCUCGUCGAAAUCCAAGAUUAUGACGAAAGGCGAAGAAUUCAAAACCUCUUGGCCCAGCGCAGAUGGCGUCAAAAGGCUCGCCAGAGGGGAAGAAGCAACUCGCAACAGAGUCAGAGCCAGAGUCCCGAGCCCAAGUCGGAGUCGUCACCCAGUCCUCCCUAUAUGGGGUCACAACAGCAGCCGCGGUCUACCCCCGAAGCUGGGGUGAUCUAUACUACCCAACCCGAUUCACACUCUCCUUGGAUGUCGCCAUCUCCCCAGACCCCUUUCAUGGACCCCAAUAGUAUACCACAGUUGCCCAUGAUGGUCGAUCCGAGUCGCUCCCCUCCUGGGUUACCAGUGCAAGAACCACUCUAUGGACACCCGACGACACCCGAACCCACAGUGGGGUAUGCAUAUAUCCCGGCCACCUCCACCAGUUAUCCGCAGACGAGUAUGGCAGCAGAUACCACCCAAGCUGCCCCGUAUCCGAUGGCACAUUAUGACCCUCAACUCGCCAUCCCAGUGCCAGGCCCUGGAGUUCCCACCCCGGCAAAUAUGGAUUCAGAUGUGAAACGAAAGAUCCUGGAGUCGCUGGAGGCAGCAGAAGGACUUUUCGAUUGCGGAGUGAUGUUGAACGUGUUCCCCGCGGACGACACCUUCCAGCGGCUUGUCGCCGAGGCUAAGUCGCGAUUUCUUUCACUUUCGGCCACGGUAUCAUAAACCGUAAGCCGGACCUUGACUAUCGCGCGCGGACAUAUAUUAGAGGUGGAGUUCUUGGCGAUCAUGUACAUAUACACAUUGGCGGGAUGGCGUGUUCAGACUAAAUUAACCGAGCGGGUCUCGUUGGUUUGGUUUUCUUUCUUUCUUUCUUCAUGUUUUUAUUUUUAUUUUUAUUUUUUUUUUCUUGAGGUGUUAAAAGUUGGGGGGUGGGAAUUGAAAGACUGC